CAAGCAACACCAGAAAAAAAUUGUGCGAAAGGUUCGGUGGUUUGGUUUGCGUAAUAACGCUGCAGAUCUUCACGGGUUUCGUGUUUUUUUUUAUAAGUGUUGAAUUGGUGCUUUAAAUGAUUUCGACGAUGGAGGAAACCAAAACGGACAUAAAGUCUAAGAUAUCAUUUAGUGUCGAAUCGUUGUUGGCGAAUACAAAAUGUCCUUCGGACGACAGACUGGACGAUUCGAAUUUAUCGGAAAAUGAAGAAAUGCGAUUAGAUACGUCGUCGGAUAGGCUCGAAGAUACCGAGGAGGAAGAGAAUAUCACAGUAGACGACGAAGAUACCGACGGACGGGAGAGUUUGAGUCCCAACUCGCAACACACAGUUUUAAUACCGCAACCCUUACAUCCCUCUGUACCGCGGUUGUUACCCCCGGGACACGCUCAGUGGCCUUUUUCGUGGGUGGGACCGAAUGGUGCUUUUAGAUCCACAUCCCCUCACGGAAACCUGCCAAACCUGACGGCGAACGGAGGACCCCCUAUAGUGAGGUGCGCUCUACGAAAACACAAACCUAAUAGAAAACCAAGAACGCCGUUCACCACACAACAGCUUCUAGCGCUUGAAAAGAAAUUUAGAGACAAACAGUAUCUUAGUAUAGCAGAACGAGCGGAGUUUUCAAAUUCGUUGAGGCUGACGGAAACACAGGUAAAAAUAUGGUUCCAAAAUCGUCGCGCCAAAGCCAAACGGCUUCAAGAAGCCGAAAUGGAAAAGUUGAGGUUGUCGGCACGACCCUUACUGCCUCCAAGUUUCGGAUUGUUCCCCGGAGGUGCUCCUCUUAUGUCGCCCCUCUUGGCCGCCAUGACGCAUAGACCGCCACAUUUUACCUUCGCCAACGUUGGCCCAUUGCUAAACAUGCCUCAAUAACCUAGCUUUUAAGUUUCUGCGUUUCCUAGUACAAAAACAUUUGGGUGAUUUCCGCAGUUCCAUAUUUUCCCUUAUGUAAAAAAUACAGGGUGCUUGAAGGGGAGGGCAAAAAAAAAUCAGCUCCUCAAAUCCUAUGCAAGUAAAUAGUGAUGGCCUGUAUAUAUCUUAAUGGUGUGUGUGUGUAUAUAAACGAUUCUAUUACGUAGUGCAAUACACAUAACAGUUAAAAAGGCGUUAUUAGAUGUGCGUAUACAUAUAUUAAUAAGACUGAGAAG
This is a messenger RNA of Cylas formicarius (sweet potato weevil), 1183 nucleotides long. It is a transcript of the gene Msh, whose product is annotated as homeobox protein MSX-3-like. Gene Ontology annotation, cellular component: nucleus. The record is from RefSeq and is a predicted model, not a curated record. Gene Ontology annotation, biological process: embryonic morphogenesis; regulation of transcription by RNA polymerase II. Bases 117 to 908 code for a protein of 263 amino acids. Gene Ontology annotation, molecular function: DNA-binding transcription factor activity, RNA polymerase II-specific; RNA polymerase II transcription regulatory region sequence-specific DNA binding. NCBI's taxonomy places the organism in Eukaryota, Metazoa, Arthropoda, Insecta, Coleoptera, Brentidae. The transcript has 3 exons.